AUGGCUGCCUGCAGCCUGCCUCUGGGACUGUGGCUUCUGCUGCUUCUCCAGGAUGUCCAGACAACCCCACAGACAUCAUUAACCCCACCUCAUUCCUGUGAUACACUAGAGAAUUGGUUCUAUGAUGAAACUGCACAAAACUGCUGUUACCAGUGUCCCUCAGGCUAUGUUAAAAAGAAAGCAUGUCCUCAGGAUCCAGCUGAAGACUGCAUGACAUGUGGACCUGAUCAAUAUUUGAACAACAAAUCCCAAAAGCCACAAUGUGAUGCCUGUGUGUCAUGCUCAAAAGAACUGGACCUUGUGGAGAAGCAGCCCUGCUCCUUCAAUUCCAGCCGUGUGUGCGAGUGCCGCCCCGGCCUCUUCUGCCACCUGUCUGUGAAGAACACCUGCACACGCUGCCAGCACCACUCUGCUUGCAAGCCUGGCUUUGGAGUCAAAAUCAGGGGCACCUCAACAAAUGAUGUCACUUGUGAAGAGUGCCCUCCUGGGACCUUCUCUGAUCAAAACUCCAGCACAGACAUCUGCAAACCCCACACCAACUGUGCCAAGUUGAACAAAGUAAUGCUAAGCAAAGGAAAUGCCACACAUGAUCAAGUUUGCCUCGACCAGUUGCCCACUUACCUCACCCCAAGUACUUUGUCCAUGAGAUUCAGCAAUGAAACAAAUAACUCUGACCUGAGGAUGUUUAAGGAGAAUCUGGUGACCUCUGCUAGUGGUCACCUUCUAAGUGUCACAACAACUGAAAAUCCCCGUUCAACUGCUGAGGAGAAGGCAAAAACUGGCACUUUUACCUCAGGUAAGGGUGAGAUGACAACAGCAGGUGUAGUGCUUUGGGCAGUGGUUCUCUCUGUGGCAGUGCUUCUUGGGGGCACGCUGAUAUUUUGGAAGUGGAAGGUUUGCAAGAAGCGGAUCCUCGUCCUCAGAAGAAAGCCACAUCUGCAUUCGGUGGUCGCACACAAAUACCUGCUCAAAUCCCAAGGUUCAGAUCUCAUGAACAAAUGUGCAAAGAUUAUACUGACCACUGACAGUGGUCUGGAAGAGGAGUUAAUUGACAGAACCCUUCCUUUGGAAAACAACAAUAAGUUGGUGUCCAGCACAGAAAAAGCACAGAGUCCUCACUGGAGUGUGACUGAUGUGACACCAAGCAGUGGGAAUGCCCCAGACUGCCCUGUAGAUUCUCGAGUCAGAGACCACACAAAUAACAGAAUUGAAAAACUCUACAUCAUGAAGGCCGACACUGUUAUCGUGGGGUCUGUUUCAGAAGUGCCCAGUGGCAAGAACUGUUCUGUUAGAGGAUGUGAAAAUAACCUCGAUGCCCAGGAAAGCAUGGAAGAGGAACUGGAAAUGCACUACCCAGAGCAGGAAACAGAGUCUUUUCCAGGGAAUGAUGUAAUGGUUCCUGUGGAAGAGGAAGGAAAGGAAUUUCACCAUCCUACCACUGCCACUGAGAAGUGACAACCCACAGAGAAAAUGUGGGAAGAUACAGAAUCAUCCAGUGUGACACUAAGGCUGAAUAUAUGACAAGGGAGGUAAACACACUGUGCCUUAGAUUAUUGGGGAACUUCUGGAAAACACUGAAACACAUUCAAACAAGAAGAGCUAGAACCUAUUUCAUUUUCAUCUAACAAAUGAGAGGAUCAUCCAAACUGUUGGCCUUCGUAGCUGACAUCAAAUAUUUCUAUUUCCCUGUCUCCCAGUAUCAUAAUGAAAAGAAAUUUGAAUCGAAGCUGCAUA
Cinclus cinclus is the source of this 1734-nucleotide messenger RNA. RefSeq names its product TNF receptor superfamily member 8 (gene TNFRSF8). The transcript is spliced from 11 exons. NCBI's taxonomy places the organism in Eukaryota, Metazoa, Chordata, Aves, Passeriformes, Cinclidae. The coding region runs from base 1 to 1455 and encodes 484 amino acids. Gene Ontology annotation, molecular function: protein binding. The record is from RefSeq and is a predicted model, not a curated record.